Messenger RNA from Condylura cristata (star-nosed mole), 560 nucleotides. RefSeq names its product potassium channel subfamily T member 1-like. The transcript has 4 exons. Gene Ontology annotation, molecular function: intracellular sodium-activated potassium channel activity. The coding region runs from base 138 to 560 and encodes 140 amino acids. The record is from RefSeq and is a predicted model, not a curated record. Lineage: Eukaryota; Metazoa; Chordata; Mammalia; Eulipotyphla; Talpidae.
GGUGCCCGUCCCCUGCCUGCAGGGCCCCCCCCGCAGGUGCCCGCUCCCUCCUGUGUCACCUAGCGUGCGCCUCGCAGGGCCAGGACUGACCCAGCGGUCCGCAGGACUACUAUGUGGUCAUCCUGUGCCCCACCGAGAUGGACAUCCAGGUCCGCCGGGUCCUGCAGAUCCCCCUGUGGUCCCAGCGGGUCAUCUACCUCCAGGGCUCCGCCCUCAAGGACCAGGACCUCAUGCGGGCCAAGAUGGACAACGGGGAGGCCUGUUUCAUCCUCAGCAGCCGCAACGAGGUGGACCGCACGGCAGCGGACCACCAGACCAUCCUGCGGGCCUGGGCUGUGAAGGACUUUGCCCCCAACUGCCCGCUGUACGUGCAGAUCCUCAAGCCGGAGAACAAGUUUCACGUCAAGUUUGCGGGUACAGCUUGGGGCACACGUGGGCACCUUGGGGACCUGGGUGCUGCUGGGUCCAGCCUCAGACCCUGGCCAGUGAGGGCAGGCCCGGCCGGAGGCCCUCCUCUGGGCCUCUGUGGCCUCCAGGGCCCAGCGGCUGGGAGGGUGUGA